AUGUCUGCCACAGGGGAUCAAGACCCGAUCCAAGAGGACCAGAAGGCCCCAGUGAGCCAGGAGAGAGCACAGGCCGAGGCGGGAGGUGACCGGGAGGCUGGUGACUCUGGCCCCGACAGUGGCGACAUGGUCCCCGUGGCUGAGGUGGCCGGAGUCACAGGGCCCACGAGAGGCCUCGGGGAGGAGGAGGGUGAGCAGGCGGCAGGCUUGGCCGCAGCCCCUGUGGUCAGGAACCCCGAGGAAGACUCAGAGAUCAGGAUAGUGGAAGAGGAGGAGGAGGAGGAGGAAGAGAGGAAUGAGGCGGGCAACUUUGACUUGGUCACGGCCACCCGUCGCUACCCCAUAAUAGGCUUUCGCGGGGAGUUUCUGGACAUGGUCCACUCCCUUCUCCACCGCAUCUAUCACAAUGACCACAUCCUGAUCGGGAUGCGUGGCGGCCGCCUGAUGCGGAGGCUCCGCACUGCGGCGCCCAGUGGCUCAAAUGAGCCCGCACUGUUGCUGGUGCGUGAGAGGCUGGGCGUGGGGGCCACGGGCCCUGAGGGCGAGGGCCUGGGCCUGCUCCAGGAGGCCGCGUCGGUCCCAGAGCCUGAGGUGCCAGCAGACCAGGCUGAGAUGACCAGGGAGCCUGCAGAAGAGUCCGCAGAGGAGGCCUCAGAGGAGCACGCAGAGGAGGCCGCAGAGGAGGAGCUUGCAGAGGAGACCGCAGAGGAACCGGCCACAGAGGAACCGGCUGCAGAGGAGGAGGCCGCAGAGGAACUGGCCACAGAGGAGGCUGCUGCUCCCGAGGAAGUCACUAAAUAUCAGCAUGAAAAGUGGGAUGAAAAGGCCCAAGAUUCUGCAGGCGAGGAAGAGAAAGAACAAGAAAAAGAGAAGGAUGAGAAAAACAAGGUGAAGAACUCCAAAGGGACCUAG
This is a messenger RNA of Chlorocebus sabaeus (green monkey), 912 nucleotides long. RefSeq names its product cancer/testis antigen family 47 member C1 (gene CT47C1). Lineage: Eukaryota; Metazoa; Chordata; Mammalia; Primates; Cercopithecidae. The record is from RefSeq and is a predicted model, not a curated record.